Molecule: messenger RNA, 519 nt
Organism: Triticum turgidum subsp. durum (durum wheat)
Lineage: Eukaryota; Viridiplantae; Streptophyta; Magnoliopsida; Poales; Poaceae
Source: the annotation of a GenBank genome assembly
AUGGCGGCGAGAACCAUGUCAAGCAGCAGCAGUAUCCUGCUGGUCGCGGCUGUGGCGGUGCUGCUGGUGGCGUCGGCAUCGGCGCAGUCCGGGUGCACGGCAGCUCUCGUCGGCCUGUACCCGUGCUUGAACUACAUCAGCGGCAACGAGACGGCGCCCACCAAGUCCUGCUGCUCGCAGCUGAGCUCCGUCGUGCAGUCCCAGCCGCAGUGCCUCUGCAGCGCGCUCGGCGGCGACUCGUCGUCCCUCGGCGGCAUGACCAUCAACAAGACGCGCGCGCUCGAGCUUCCCAAGGCGUGCAACGUGAAGACCCCGCCGGCGAGCAAGUGCAACGGCGGUGGCACUGCUCCUGGCGCCGCCACGCCGACCACGCCCGAGGUGCAGACACCGGCAGGGUCUGGAUCCAAGACGACCCCGUCGGCGUACCUGCAGGAGAACGGCGGCUCGUCACUCCAGGGCCCGGCUGGGCUGGUGCUCGCCCUCGCGGCUGCUGCGGUCUACGCCGUGUCCUCUCUGUGA